ACUACAUAAGAUUGUGCUAGUUACCGUUAUAAAAGGAACGUCGCUACAAAUAAUUUUCUUAAUUUCCUAUAGACUAAUAAUGACACAUUACAAGACGUUUAUUUUCAACUCGAAUAACUAACUUUGCCGCCAAAUAUUUAAAAUGUCGCUAAAACCCGAACGCGGUCACACAUAUGUGCAAUGGAUGGUAGCCCUCCUAGCGAACACGACGCUGCUCACGUAUGGACUUCAGGCGGGCUGGAUUUCACCAAUGACCAAAACGUUGCAAUCUGAGUCGUCGCCCACUGGUGCUGCGCUAUCCGAUAAUGACAUAUCUCUGGUUGCGAGUAUGUUGUGUUUAUCGGCUAUGCUGGGUGUUGCUAUGUUCGCGUACAUAGCAGAUACCUACGGGAGGCGUGUCUGUAUAAUGACCAUCGCUGCGUUGCAAGCGCUAAGUUGGCUCGUAAAACUGUGCACCUCAAGCUUCUCCGGCCUUUUAAUAGCACGCGUGCUCUGCGGAAUACCUUCAGGGGGAUGUUUCAAUAUAAUUCCGGUCUACGUUAAAGAAAUAAGCCAAGACAACAUCAGAGGGGUCCUUGGAACGUUGCUGAUAUUAAUGCAAAACGUAGGCAUCUUGUCCAUGUUCGCGUUGGGAUCGCGCUUAGAAUACCACACGGUUUUGUGGAUCGCUAUCACAGUGCCUAUAGCAACUGUGUUGUUGAUGCUGAAAGCUCCUGAAUCCCCUGCCUUCCUAGUCAAAAAGGGAAAUAUUGCCAAAGCGGAAGCUACUGUAGCCCUCCUCAGAGGCCUGGAGGUGACGGACAAAAUAGUAAUGAGUGAAAUAGAGACGAUGCAAAAUGAAUACUCACAAUUCAAGUCACUACCUAAUAUCUCAUUUGUGAGCAUCUUUAAGCAAAAGUCCUGGCGCAACGGUUUUCUUCUAAGUCUGACGAUAAUGUCAAUAUUUUCGUGCAAUGGUAGCUACGCCAUUAUGACGUUCGCGUCCGCCAUCUUAUCAUCGUUCGGCGUGACUGUCAGUCCGGAGCUGCAGGCGUUGAGCUUCCCUGCCGUGAUGCUGCUCGCCUCCCUGCUGUCACUCUUCUACGUCGAAAGGCUGGGUAGGAAGGUAAGGCCGCCGACCCUGCAGAUUAAGAGUGUCCUCACACCACCCGUAUGUCAGCACUACAGCGGUAACCGGGAUACAAAACUGCUCGGCUCGCGUACGAACAUGUCCGAGCUUGAAUACACACGUACAUACCAAUGCUUCCGAAAGCCAUUCGUAUGUGAGGACCCACCACUUUCACGUUCCAUCUGGUACUAAGGUUAUGGAAACCAUGCAUUAAUUUGAGACACAGGGGGGUGAGGGCUGUCUAUAUCACUAAUAGACAGGCGAAUGAUACAGAACUAUACUUAUAACCUAGUACAGAAUAUUGAGAUUAAUCUGCAUUUCCAGAAAAUAUUAUCAGCGGCGUUUUUGGUAACGGCGGGCUCGCUGGUCUGCCUGGCGACCACCCUGCUCGCCCAGCAGCACGGCUGGGCGGCGCCGGCGUGGCUGCCCGCGGCCGCCAUGGUGCUGUCGCUUGCGUCCGGAGUCUCGCCUGUGCCCUAUAUCAUUAUGUCUGAAAUGUUUCAUUUCCAGAUUCGCGCCAAGGUGUUGGCUUGCGUGGUGACGCACGCGUGGUUCAUGUCGUUCACCCAGCUGGCGGCGUUCGGCCCCUUGUCGGCCGCGCUGGGACUGCACUCCACGUUCUUCGCGUUCGCCGCGGUGAACCUCUGCGGGGCCCUUGUGUCUCUGACGCUCUUGCCCGAAACGAAAGGAAAGACUCUGGAACAAAUCGAAAUUUCGUUACGAGGGAAACAUUUCUUUAGAUAAUAAUAUAGUAAUAAUGGUAGUUCUUAAUUUGUAUAUUAAUGUUAAUUAAUAACGGAACAUAAAAAUAAGUAUUUGUGUACAUAAUAUAUCUUUUUAUCUACGAGUACUGAACGAGAACACGGUAAAUAUAUAAAAAAAAUUAAGCACUAUUUUAUUAAUCGGAAUGAAAUCGCUUCCAAAUAUUUUUACCUAAAUAUAUGUAUUUGAGUGUUUUUUUUACAUAAUAUGUAUAUGUAAUGAUGAAUAAUAUGUAUGUAAUGAUGAUAAAUGAACAGAAAUCGAUGUUGAAUCAUUGGGAUCGAUGAGCUUAACAAAUGGAGAAUUGAAAUUGUUAGUAAAUAUAUUGUAAUGUUUAACUACAGUAAAGAAACUUUGCUAUUGCACAGCGAGCAGGAACUUCGACUGAACAACAAAACGUACACAGUGGAGACUCAUGUCUGUGGCUGAAGGGACAGUGUGAGGAUUCUAAUAUUCAUGUACAUAAAUGGCCAAAACUACUGGUCUUACUAUCUAUCUAUAUAAAUCUACUGGUCUAUAUAAAUCUACUACUGGUAGGACCUCUUGCGAGUCUACGCGGGUGGGUACCACCACCCUACUUAUUUCUGUCGUGAAGCAGUAAUGCGUUUCGGUUUGGAGGGUGGGGCAGCCACUGUAACUAUACUUGAGACCUUAGAAUUUAUAUGUCAAGGUGGGGGUGGCGCAUUUACGUUGUAGAUGUCUAUGGGCUCCAGUAACCACUUAACACCAAGUGGGCUGUGAGCUCGUCCACCCAUCUAAGCAAUAAAAAAAACUGUCAUAAAAAGAUAGCCUGUACAAAUAAUAUCAUCAUCAUCUCCUGUGUCCAUUGUAACUGGUAAAUAAAAUAAAUAAAAAUCGCAAGUUUUUGAGUUACGCCACUGUUCCACGAAAAUACGUUUUCUGUACUAGGACAUCAUAGCCGCAAAGAGCAAACGUGUUGUGUCACGAUGACGCGGUGUGCAGUAAGUAGGUACCAGUAUUCAAGCAACUUUUGUAUCGUUGUUUUUAUGAAUACACUUUCUCGAAUUUAAUUACAUGUUGUAAUUGUUAAAUCGACAUUUUAUUAUUAGUAAGAAUAGCAUUUAUGUCGAGCGCUAUUUGUAAUUAUUUACCAAAAAAACGAACAUGAACUUAGGCAAAUUUAACAAUGCUCAGGUUUUGUAGAAUAAUAUAACAAAUGUAAUACAUACACAUAGUGAAUGUCAACAAUAAGUUGGUAUGUAAAGAAGAACAUAUUAUACAGUUUAUGUAGUUUGUGGAUAAUAAAACAGAUGUAAUCACUUGUCUCUGCGUAAAAUUGUAAUAAGAUUUUUUUUAUAAUGCCUUAUAAUAUGUCUGUCUGUUAUGUAUUAGUACACCUACCGACAUGCAGAGCUUCUCCACAUACGAUCAACUAGUCCAGAGCCCUAGCAGUCUCGCAUUCCAGUCGAUGUACUCAUUGUAAUAUAUUGUAUCGAUUCCUUAAAUUAAUGUACAAAAGUAAUCGAGGUAUAGUGAAGUGUUUAUUAAGGUAUUAUUUAUGUAUGUAUGUGUGUGUGUAUAAUGAUAUGGAAUAUUCUAGAAUGAUUAUACAAUAAAAUACUUAA
Bombyx mori (domestic silkworm) is the source of this 3456-nucleotide messenger RNA. RefSeq names its product facilitated trehalose transporter Tret1-like. Gene Ontology annotation, molecular function: transmembrane transporter activity. The record is from RefSeq and is a predicted model, not a curated record. Lineage: Eukaryota; Metazoa; Arthropoda; Insecta; Lepidoptera; Bombycidae. The transcript has 6 exons. The coding region runs from base 143 to 1300 and encodes 385 amino acids. Gene Ontology annotation, biological process: transmembrane transport. Gene Ontology annotation, cellular component: membrane.